Messenger RNA from Cavia porcellus (domestic guinea pig), 3494 nucleotides. Its product is annotated as sodium-dependent glucose transporter 1C-like. The transcript has 4 exons. Lineage: Eukaryota; Metazoa; Chordata; Mammalia; Rodentia; Caviidae. The record is from RefSeq and is a predicted model, not a curated record. The coding region runs from base 494 to 1654 and encodes 386 amino acids. Gene Ontology annotation, biological process: transmembrane transport.
GAGCGCGCGAGUCCAUUUCCCGAGACACACGUGCGGUCCAAAGUCCGCCUUCGCGAGGCCGGGAUGCGGGACGGGUCCUGGGGGAGGCAGCGCCGGGAGGAACCUGCGGGCAGGGAAGGACCAGGGCUCCGCGCUCCACCAGGUCCGGCAAAGAAAAGCUCGGCGGCUGCAAGACCACUUCUCUGUCGCCGCCAAGCUGGAGCUGCAAACGGAGCGCGGUUUUGCCGGGGCCCCGGCUGCUGUGCAGCGACACCAGGAUGCCGCGGCCCGGGAUCCUGAGCCGAAGGCGGUGGCGGUGCCGCCGAGCGCCCGGACAGGGAGCGCGCUGCGCUGGUUCACCACGGUGAUCGUGUAUGCCGCCUACCUGGGGCUGGGAUUGAGUGUUGGUAUACUGGGACCUACAUUUCAAGAUCUGGCAACAAAUGUAAACCGAAAUAUCAGCAGUCUUUCUCUAAUUUUUGUUGGCCGGGCCUCUGGAUUCUUUUGUGGCUCUAUGAUUGGUGGCAUUCUUUUUGAAUAUAUGAAUCAUGUUUUACUUCUGGGGUUAUCGAUGUUGGCUACCACAGUUGGCCUUUACCUCAUUCCUUUUUGCAAGACAACAACGUUACUGAUUGCCAUGAUGUCUGUGUUUGGUGCUGCAGCUGGUGCUCUGGACACAGGUGGAAAUGUCCUUAUCUUGGCUCUAUGGGGGGACAAAGGAGCCCCACAUAUGCAAGCCUUACACUUCAGUUUUGCCUUGGGUGCCUUUUUGGCUCCUAUUCUGGCAAAACUGGCCUUGGGGACAACAGCGUCACCUGAAAACCACACAGAGCCUCACCUUCACCCUCCAGCCCUCAACCGAUCUCCUGAAGCCGACCCAGGCCUUCUGUUUGCAGCGCCUGAUGACUUGAACUUACUGUGGGCUUAUGCUGCUAUCGGCACUUACAUCUUUGUAGUUUCUGUCUUCCUGUUUGCUCUGUUCUUCAAGAAAAGCUCAAAGCAUGAAAAAUCAACAGCGUCUGCUCAGGCAUCUCGAAGAGCUAAAUAUCACAGAGCCCUGCUCUGCCUCCUCUUCCUCUUCUUCUUUUUUUACGUUGGAGCUGAGGUAACCUAUGGCUCUUAUGUUUUCUCAUUUGCAACCACCCACGUUGGCAUGGAGGAGAGCGAGGCGGCUGGCUUGAACUCCGCCUUCUGGGGGGCCUUUGCAGCCUGCAGGGGCCUGGCAAUCUUCUUUGCUACAUGUUUACAGCCUGGAACCAUGAUUGUGGUGAGCAACAUUGGCAGCCUGGUGUCAUCUUUAUUCCUGGUGCUUUUUGACAAGAACCCACUCUGUCUGUGGAUAGCCAGCUCAGUGUAUGGGGCCUCGAUGGCCACCACCUUUCCCAGCGGUAUUUCUUGGCUUGAGCAGUACACAAGCAUAAGUGGGAAGUCUGCGGCUUUUUUUGUCAUUGGUGCUUGUCUGGGAGACAUGGCUAUUCCUGCAGUAAUUGGAAUUCUUCAGGGAGAAUACCCAGGUUUGCCAGUAGUCCUGUACACGUGUUUGGGGUCAGCAAUAUUCACUGCUGCAUUAUUCCCUGUGAUGUAUAAGUUAGCCACUUUGCCUCUGGGUCACCAGCAAAAACAAAACAGAAAGAUCAAAGACCAGAAAGCUUUGCCCUCUAGUUCUAGGCUAUGAAGAAGAAAAUGAAGGAAUGGGUGCAGAAGAAUAGAGCAAAUGGAUUUUGAAGUGGUUGAAAUGAUGCAGUGAAGCAAUCUAUAAGGAGGGAUAUUCAUUUUUGGUUUUAUGUGGUCUAGCCUGUCCUCAAACUCAAAGCAGUCCUCACUCUCAGUAAAAAUAUUUUGAUAUAGAGAACAGCUGAAGUCUCUAACAAAUUUUUCUCAGAUGCAUUAAUAUUUGAAUCUUCUCCAUGGAUAGAAGCAGUUUCCCCAUGAAGCAAUUUUCCAGAACCUAGGACAAAAAUACUUGGGGAAGACGGAUUACUUACUGUCCUUGAAUUAGCACCACUAAUGAAAGGGUGGGUCAGAGCACAGCAUUGGUAGAUUUUCAACAUGCUUUGGAGAUCAAAGUUUCUGGGUCCAUGUAUAGUAAAUACAGAAAAGUUUUGCAAUGUUCUGUAAUUCCCAGAGUCUUCCAUAAACUGCCAAGUUGUCUCAUAUGGAAAGAUCUUUACAAGACUAGUAUUUGUCAUUAGGAUGAUAGGAUAUGUUUUUGUCUUCCAUCUUUCAGAGAAUGCAAAGAAAACUUCUUUUUUUUUUUUUUUUGAGAAAUUACAUAGUUUCUAAUAGAAUGAAACCAUGGAGGAUCUGAUGGAUUUUUGGGUACUUGUAUGCUACCUGGGAAGUUGAAGAGCAUAGUUAUAUGAAAGACCAUCCUUCUAAAUAUAUAAAAACAAUUUUGAUUGCUUUACAUUGUCUAUAGGCAUGGAGCAAAGAACACUAAUGGCUCAUUUGAUCUUUUACUUCUGUGAAGAGAACACAGAGCAGUGUCCCCAGAUCCUGGCUUUAGUCCUUGACUGUUUCCUCCUGCUCUCCACAGAGACACUUUACAGAGGCCUCACCCCUAUCCUCUCCUUUUCUGUGAUUCUCCAAAUGAAAAUGGAUAAUUUCCAAAUUGAAAAUCCUUAAGUUUUACAGUUUUUGCAAGAUAUCUUCUAGAAAUCAAUUUAAGUUCCAGCCCAUCCCUCAUUUCAGAUAAAUGUAACAAACAUAAUAGUUUAGCAUGUGUUACAGAUUAUGAACAUGUGCUAAUUUAAUGUACUUAAUGUUUGAUUAUUUGGAUAAAUUUAUGAAGAGUAAUUUUUCCUGCUGAGUCUUAUCGAUCCUAAGAUCUAUCUUUUCUUCUUACAUUUAAUGUCUUUGAAAUCUGCACAUGGCAAUAAUCAAUGAUCACUUAAUAUUGUGACAAAAUUAUUUCCCAUAUACAUAUGUUGCAUUUUAUAAUCUGGCUUAGAUUCAGUGAAAUAUAGUAACUCAUUCAUUUAUGGAGAUUAUAGUCUUUUGCAGGCAUUUUUAAAGGAAAGGUUUAUUCAUUUGUUUUUCGUGUUGCUAGGGUUGAUCUGAGGGUCCUGUGUAUACCAGGCCAGUGCCCUCCUGCUGAGCUACAUCUCCAGCCCUGAAGAGAAGUUAUUUUAUAUGUUAAUUUUCUCUGAAGUUGAAAUGUACUUCUACUCUAGGGUCAGUGUAUUAGUGCACUAACUCCUUACCUAAUUGUUAAUAUGACCUUGACUGUAAAACUCCUUCUAACCAGCCCACAAAUUUCAGAGAAAAGCAUAAGCAGGGCCUUAGGCAUGUGCAUGUAGAGAAUGGCAUGAGGGUUAAGAUGUUAAGGCCAGAGAUCCGUCAGUGACAGCCCAGGGAAUCAAUUGCAUUGUGGCAAGUUCCAGGUAUUAAAACAGUGGGGACAAAGGACCCAUGGCUGUUCCACUUUUCUGGAGCCCCUGUGCUGAUUUAUCACAGUAUCAAUCUAUCUUCUCUUUUUUCCCUCUUUUCCAAUAAAGUGUCUCCCCUUCUUUAAA